AUGCGCAGGAAGGCUGCCGCCGACCGCGCCGAGAAGGUUUCCAACCAGCGACCAAGCAGCACAAGGGCCGCCGGCGCUGGUGGCAGCUCAAGCACCAUGCUGAGACUGUACACUGACGAAUCUCCUGGCCUCAAGGUCGACCCUGUCGUUGUCAUGACUUUGUCUGUCGUCUUCAUCUUCAGCGUUGUUGCUCUGCACGUCAUGGCCAAGGUUGCCCGCCGUUUCACUGCAUAA
Messenger RNA from Ascochyta rabiei, 234 nucleotides. Its product is annotated as Arf guanine nucleotide exchange factor sbh1. Gene Ontology annotation, cellular component: Sec61 translocon complex. The record is from RefSeq and is a predicted model, not a curated record. Lineage: Eukaryota; Fungi; Ascomycota; Dothideomycetes; Pleosporales; Didymellaceae. Gene Ontology annotation, biological process: intracellular protein transport. The transcript has 3 exons. Bases 1 to 234 code for a protein of 77 amino acids.